Molecule: messenger RNA, 4196 nt
Organism: Echinops telfairi (small Madagascar hedgehog)
Lineage: Eukaryota; Metazoa; Chordata; Mammalia; Afrosoricida; Tenrecidae
Gene: KAT2B
Product: lysine acetyltransferase 2B
Exons: 17
Coding region: 1-2262 (753 amino acids)
Biological process (GO): chromatin remodeling; positive regulation of transcription by RNA polymerase II
Cellular component (GO): histone acetyltransferase complex; nucleus
Molecular function (GO): protein binding; histone H3 acetyltransferase activity
Source: RefSeq, a predicted model, not a curated record
AUGCAAAACAGUCAGUCGAAGGCUGCCGGUUACAUAAUUUUGUCUCUCUCUUUAUUCCUUUUUCAGGCCGAGGAGUCUUGUAAAUGCAAUGGCUGGAAAAACCCCAAUCCCUCUCCUACUCCCCCCAGGGCUGACCUGCAGCAAAUAAUUGUCAGUCUUACUGAAUCCUGUCGGAGUUGUAGCCAUGCGCUAGCUGCUCAUGUUUCCCACCUGGAGAAUGUGUCAGAGGAAGAAAUGAACAGACUCCUGGGAAUAGUGCUGGAUGUGGAAUAUCUUUUUACCUGUGUCCACAAGGAAGAAGAUGCAGAUACCAAACAAGUUUAUUUCUACCUUUUCAAGCUCUUGAGAAAGUCUAUUUUACAAAGAGGAAAACCUGUGGUUGAAGGAUCUUUGGAAAAGAAACCGCCAUUUGAAAAACCUAGUAUCGAACAGGGCGUGAAUAACUUUGUGCAGUAUAAAUUUAGUCACCUCCCAUCAAAAGAAAGGCAAACUAUAGUGGAGCUGGCAAAAAUGUUCCUGAACCGCAUCAACUAUUGGCAUCUGGAGGCACCAUCUCAACGCAGACUUCGAUCUCCUAAUGAAGACAUCUCUGGCUACAAAGAGAACUACACCAGGUGGCUGUGUUAUUGCAAUGUGCCACAGUUCUGUGAUAGUCUACCUCGGUACGAAACCACACAGGUGUUUGGGAGAACCUUGCUUCGCUCAGUCUUCACCCUUAUGAGGCGGCAGCUCCUGGAACAAGCAAGACAGGACAAAGACAAGCUGCCUCUUGAGAAACGAACGCUAAUCCUCACCCAUUUCCCAAAGUUUCUGUCUAUGUUAGAAGAAGAAGUUUAUAGUCAGAACUCUCCCAUCUGGGAUCAGGAUUUUCUCUCCAGCUCCUCCAGAACCAGCCAGCUCGGAAGCCAGACAGUUAUCAAUCCGCCUCCCGUGGCUGGGACAGUUUCCUACAAUCCCAACCCGUCUUCCCUGGAGCAGUUGCAGGGAGGGAGCACCAGUCCUGCCUGCAAAACGUCUUCUGAACUUGAAGUUAACCCAGGAGAAAAGAGGAAACUGAAUGACUGUCAUCCUCUGGAGGAGGCCAAGAAGCCCCGAGUUACGGGGGAUAUUCCAAUGGAACUAAUCCAUGAGGUCAUGUCUACCAUCACAGACCCUGCAGCCAUGCUGGGACCCGAGACCAAUUUUCUCUCGGCACAUUCGGCGAGGGACGAGGCAGCAAGGCUGGAGGAACGCAGAGGCGUGAUCGAAUUUCACGUGGUCGGCAAUUCCUUGAACCAGAAACCCAACAAGAAGAUCCUGAUGUGGCUGGUUGGCCUACAGAACGUGUUCUCCCACCAACUGCCGCGAAUGCCAAAGGAGUACAUCACCCGGCUUGUCUUUGACCCGAAACACAAAACCCUCGCUUUAAUUAAAGAUGGCCGUGUGAUUGGUGGUAUCUGUUUCCGAAUGUUCCCGUCCCAAGGAUUCACAGAGAUCGUUUUCUGUGCGGUCACCUCAAAUGAGCAAGUCAAGGGCUAUGGAACACACUUGAUGAAUCACUUGAAAGAAUAUCAUAUAAAACAUGACAUCCUGAACUUCCUCACAUAUGCAGAUGAAUAUGCAAUUGGGUACUUCAAGAAACAAGGUUUUUCCAAAGAAAUUAAAAUACCUAAAACCAAAUAUGUUGGCUACAUCAAGGAUUAUGAAGGAGCCACUUUAAUGGGAUGUGAGCUAAAUCCACGAAUCCCAUACACAGAAUUUUCGGUCAUUAUUAAGAAGCAGAAGGAGAUCAUCAAAAAGCUGAUAGAAAGAAAACAAGCCCAGAUUCGAAAAGUCUACCCUGGACUUUCAUGUUUUAAGGAUGGAGUUCGACAGAUUCCUAUAGAAAGCAUUCCUGGGAUUAGAGAGACAGGCUGGAAACCGAGUGGAAGAGAAAAAAGUAAAGAGCCCAAAGACCCUGACCAGCUUUACAGCACGCUCAAGAGCAUCCUCCAGCAGGUGAAGAGCCAUCAAAGCGCCUGGCCCUUCAUGGAACCUGUGAAAAGAACGGAAGCUCCGGGAUAUUAUGAAGUUAUAAGGUUCCCCAUGGAUCUGAAAACCAUGAGUGAACGCCUCAAGAACAGGUACUACGUGUCUAAGAAAUUAUUCAUGGCAGACUUACAGCGGGUCUUCACCAAUUGCAAAGAGUACAAUCCCCCAGAGAGUGAAUACUACAAAUGUGCCAAUAUCCUGGAGAAAUUCUUCUUCAGUAAAAUUAAGGAAGCUGGAUUAAUUGACAAGUGAUUCGCCGCCUCAUCCCCCCGCAACCCCGCUUCUUAGAAGCUCAUCAAGCAGUGUGCCUAAAGCAAGGGUGGUGGAGGUUGACAAGAUUUGGAUAUAAGGAAGUGACGUCAGUGUAAUAAUUAGCACUUUUGAAAAACAAACAAACCUCCUCUUAGAUUUCCAGAUAUGUAUUUAAAUCGAAGUCAUCGAACAUUUUUUAUUUUAUGGAAUAGAUUUUCAUCUAUUUACUACUAUUAACGUAACAUUUCUAUGGCAUGUCCAUUACCAGAAUAUUCAAUAGUAGUGCAUCAGGGGUUUCCUCAAAGCCUGUGUCUGAGGAAGUUGCACAUAGUUCCAAGCUUUGGGGGAAUCCAGAAACAUUUUCAGACCAGGAAUGUUUUCUUUUUUUCUAAUGGAGUGUGAGAGUUUAUUUGUAUUGUUUCCUGAAGAAUUUUAAGGAAGGAGAUACAUGGUAAAAAAGAAACCCGUAAAAGGUGAAUGAAGUAAGUGGUGGUUGAAGUCUCGUUGUAGACAUAUAUAUAUAUGUCUACAUAUAUAUAUAUAUGUUUUAUAUGAAUAUAAAACAAAAACAAAAACACUCAGCUAGAUGAGGUGCUUUGAGCAGUUCUGAAAAAUGCAGUUCUGAAAAAGCAACUGCUUUGAUUCCUGAGAAAGGAAUUCUAAAUAAUGAAAACUUUUUUGUAAGCAUCUGGUUUUUAAAAUACUUCUAUCUACCUAAAAGAAACUUCUGAGCACAUAACCACUACGUUAGUAAUUAUUUUCUCGGCACAAAUAUGUGAUGUCAUUCUUGACUUUGCUUAUGCAGGUCAUAAGUUCCAAAAGGUAAUUUCCAGGGUCAUGAACGCUUGAAACACUUGACAUUGAAUCCACCUGCUUUAAUGCCAGUAGGUAGAGAUACCUGUGAGCUGUAGAUAUAAAAUGGGGUGAAUCCUUGUACUCAUUAAUAAAGAGCCCUCCGCCCCUUUCUGGGAUGCAUCCAACCCCAAGGACAAUAUAUGUAUGCAUAGUUCCCCAUGGCAGCUUCCGUUUUUACUCAUUGUCGGAGGUAACUUAAAUGCCCAGCCAGGUUUACUCUCCGUAUUUUCACACCAAUAUUGGUAGAGACACCCAGAGUCUGUCCCUUUAAAAUCCACCAUACAGCCUCUAUUACCCUACUUUGGGAGUACAGUUUAGGGCUGGUUUAUUUUCUAAUCACACUACGUAGAAAAGUGGGACUCUUGUCAUCUCAACUCGGGGAAAAAAAAACAACACGUAAAGAAACAGAAAUGAAGGCCAUCUUGCUGGUCUUGACACUAAUUUUUAUGAUGCAAAUUUAUAAGCAGAUUUUUGUAAAAGACUAGCUUUUCAAAGUGUAUUUAACUUGAUGUUUUAUAUCAGCCUAAAUACAUUUAAAUGAUUAUUAAUAGUCACUAUAAACAAUUGCCAGAAAGAAUGUGUGAGGAGCAGGGGUUGGGGGCUGGGCAACAACUUGCUGUUAAGUUGAAAGCGUGGUUUUUGCUAUGAAAGGGAUAUUCCAAAUGCUCAACCAGGGAAGAAAAGAAAAAGACUCAACUUUUUAAAAUAGAACAAGUCACCUUGAGUGGCAUCUAGAUUUCUAAUGAAGAGUUAUGAUACAGUUUGGAUUCAGUAUCUUGGCCUGGUAUCUGCCAAAGCAUCUGUCCAGCUUUGUAUCCUGUGAAAGUUUGUUAUUUUCUGGGUAGACAUUCUUAUAGAGUUAUUGUCUUUAAAAUCAGAUGGUCACUUCUAUAUUGAAAGCAUUUUUAUGUUUUCUAAUUUAAAAAUUAAUAUUUUCUUAUAGAUAUUGUGCAAUAAAGCUGAAGUAGGAUGUGUGGUUUUUGCAAAUGCUUUAACAGCUGAUAAAAUUUUACAUUUGUAAAAUUAAUAUAUUGUACUGGUACAAAAUAGUUUUAAAUUAUAUUUUACAAAGCUCCCAA